GUCGACAUUUUUCAGUUGGAGGCUUUGAUAAUAUUGACCUUUGAGUUUGAAAAGGUGAAAGAGAUGAGUAAGGGUGAAAAGGAAAUCGAGAAGACGCCGACGACUAAGCGAUUGCCGAGAAGGUCUUUGUGGACGGCAGCAUUGGUCGCGGCGUUGAUCGCUGUAUUGUUGGCGACGGCAGUGAGGACAGAAGUUACGACGGCGCUGAAGGCGGCCUUGAAGACGGCUGCCACGACGGGAGCUGGCUCUAAAUCUUUUCUGUUCAGUAACCGUGACAAGUCCUGUCAGUGUUCUUCUCAGGAAUUGGGGAAGUAUAAAGGCAUGGUUGAGGACUGCUGUUGUGAUUAUGAGACAGUAGACAGUGUUAAUGCGGAGGUGUUGCACCCUAUGCUACAAGAACUUGUUAAAACUCCCUUUUUCCGAUACUUUAAGGUUAAGUUGUGGUGUGAUUGCCCCUUCUGGCCUGAUGAUGGAAUGUGCCGGUUGCGUGAUUGCAGUAUCUGUGAAUGCCCAGAAAGUGAAUUCCCAGAACCUUUUAAGAAGCCAUUUCUCAAUGGUCUCCCUUCAGAUGAUGUGAUGUGUCAAGAGGGAAAGCCUGAGGCAGCUGUUGAUCGCACACUAGACAAUAGAGCUUUCAGAGGUUGGAUAGAAACAGAUAACCCGUGGACACAUGAUGAUGAGACUGAUAAUGGUGGGAUGACAUACGUAAAUCUUCUCCUAAAUCCUGAACGUUACACUGGUUAUGCUGGUCCAUCAGCCAGGAGGAUAUGGGAUGCUGUUUAUACAGAAAAUUGUCCAAAAUAUUCAUUGGGAGAGACAUGCCAGGAGAAAAAGGUUUUCUACAAAUUAAUAUCCGGUCUUCACUCUUCCAUUUCAAUCCACCUAGCUGUGGAUUAUCUUCUUGAUGAAGCUACCAAUCUUUGGGGUCAGAAUCUGGAGUUGAUGUACGAUCGUGUUUUAAAAUAUCCAGAUCGUGUAAGAAACUUGUAUUUCACAUUCCUUUUUGUACUGCGAGCAGUGACUAAAGCAGCAGAUUACUUGGAGCAGGCUGAGUAUGAUACUGGUAACCCUAUAGAGGACCUGAAAACACAAUCUUUAAUGAAGCAGCUACUUUACCAUCCCAAACUCCAAGCUGCGUGUCCUGUUCCAUUUGAUGAAGCUAAACUUUGGCAAGGACAAAGUGGACCCGAACUGAAGUUGCAGAUUCAAAAGCAAUUCAGGAACAUUAGUGCAUUGAUGGAUUGUGUUGGCUGUGAGAAAUGUAGACUUUGGGGAAAACUUCAGGUUCUUGGCCUUGGCACUGCCUUGAAGAUCCUAUUUUCUGUUGACGGUCAUAAUCACCAAGCCCAACAUCUCCUGUUGCAACGAAAUGAAGUGAUUGCUUUGGUAAAUCUGCUCAAUCGACUCUCUGAAUCUGUCAAAACUGUGCAAGAAAUGGCGCCAUCAAUCGAGAGAAUAAUGGAAAAACAAAAACCCCCUUCUACACCUGAAUGGCCAAGAAUAGGGGAAUCAGUAUUUCGGCUUUGAUAGCGAAUCUGUUUACUCUGCAUAUCUGUCAAUAGCGGCAUCCUAACAUUUUUGAGAAGCUAAGUUAGUCACUCAUAUGUAUUACAGCCAUUAAAGAGCUGUAGAUCAGAUUUCAGAAACCAGUUGUUUUUGGAGGUGAUACAAAUGUACACAUGCAUACAGAGUUAAAAGGGUCUAGAGCAAAUAGUAAUAUGUUAGAUCAAAAAAAAAAAAAAGGAAUCAAAGAUGUUUCAAGAAUGUUGGUGUUGAGUGUCUUUUAUCCUUUUUUUAAUUAUAAUAAAAUCAACAUUAUCAAAAUAGUUUCCCAUGAUUAA
Messenger RNA from Mangifera indica (mango), 1841 nucleotides. RefSeq names its product endoplasmic reticulum oxidoreductin-1-like. Gene Ontology annotation, biological process: protein folding in endoplasmic reticulum. The transcript is spliced from 9 exons. The record is from RefSeq and is a predicted model, not a curated record. The coding region runs from base 64 to 1527 and encodes 487 amino acids. Gene Ontology annotation, cellular component: endoplasmic reticulum membrane; endoplasmic reticulum. Lineage: Eukaryota; Viridiplantae; Streptophyta; Magnoliopsida; Sapindales; Anacardiaceae. Gene Ontology annotation, molecular function: thiol oxidase activity; FAD binding; protein-disulfide reductase activity.